AUGGACUUUUCAUCAGAUAACAACACCACCCUUAACAAGCGUCUGUUGCGCAGCUACUCCUGCCCAGAGAUCCCUGCUCUCCUCCACCAUGACAGCCACUGGACCACCUCUCUGCAUGGCAGGAUCCUCUCCGUACCCCGGCUCCACCCCGCCCUCUUUCCUCCUGUCCCCACUCCUCCCGCACCGUCCAGACGUCCACGCCGUCAUACUGUCUCUAGUGUGGAAAUUGAGCGGGAGAUAGCUCCGUUAUGCCUGCGUAAAGAGGUGUUCCCCUCAAAAAGGUCCUAUUCAUUGGGCAACCCGUCCUACCACCUGUUACCCAGUGUGCCACUCUCCACUUCCAUCUCUGUCUGGGCCUCCUGCUUCCUGUCAAGCCCCCUGGCCUUCCUCUCCAGGAAAUUGCAAAAAGGAAGUCUAGCUGCCACUAGUAGUGCUUGCAAUCAUGAUACCUCCCCUUCCUCCUCUUCCAUUUCACCAUCCUGCUCUUCUGUACGUCACCUGUUCUCCAGUUCCGACCCCUGUGACCUGACAUCAGACAUAUCCUCUGCUUCAGUCUCCUCCCUUUGCAGUGCAUUGUCAAAGAUUCCCUUGGAGAAUGAGACAAGCCAGCAGCAUGAGGAGGAUGGGGAGAAUGUGGAGGACAGAAACCGUUUCAGGAAUGAGUUCGAAGCCAUGGGGAGGAGAGAAGAAAAAGCAUUGUCAGAUUCUGAAAUUAAGUUGGAAACCGGCAAAUAUGAGGAACGAAGGAAAGUGUCAUCCAUUCGAAUUCGCAAAGCCUUACCCAAACCCCUCCACAACCUCACACCCAUGGGCCUGCCCAAGCCUAUCAGGGUGAAGAAAAAGGAGUUCAGUUUGGAGGAAAUCUACACUAAUAAAAACUUCACCAAGCCCCCUGAAAGACGGCUGGAGACCAUAUUUGAGGUGCCACUCAGUCGACGCGAUGGGUCUCAUUCCCUCCUUGGUCUGAAGCGCAUGAAGCGUUUUGUGGAGUUCCCAGAGGUUGGUGUGGCCAGAAAGCCAAGGAAGCCACUUGUUGGUGCUGGGGCAGGGGGUGUUUUACCCAGGAAAGCUGGGGUUGGCUCUCCUUUUGGAAGGCCCAAGCGCGGGGGUUGCCUCUCUUCUAAAGAUCACCCCACCCUCAAUCUGCAGGAGCUUGAUUCACUUCUUUGCUCCAAGCUUGACCAGCUGGAUUCCUGGUUAUCUUUUGACCAGAAUAUCUAUUGACAAAUGCCAAUCAAAGGGGUAGACAAUAGCACAUUUACAUUUUCGAAAAUAUUGUUAUUACAAAUUGCCCAGCCCCGUUGCCUCCCAUCCAACAUCAAGCUCGUCCUCAUCUUCUGUAAUUGUUUACAAUGUUUUUCUUUUGUGGGGGUGUAUUAUUUACCUUCCAUUGAGUCGUUUAAAAUAAUCAUUGAAGAAUUUUUGUAUUUUCAUUGUGUACUAUUUGUCGAUAACGAUAUAAGAAUAUACUGUUAUUGUAAUAUUUGAUUAUCUAUGGAUGUAAUGCAUUUUAUAUCAUUGGUUUAGGUCAGUGAGUGCAUAAGUGUUUGUAUUUAAAACUGCUACUAUUUCUGCACUCAGUUUUGUUGAUAAUCUGUAUUCUUAAUAUGCCAAAGCCUCAGCCUUUUAAUCAUUAUUAAACACGUCCUGCUUUAUUAAUCACUUGCUACUGAAUCCUACAUUUGGAAGCUCACAUGCAACUCAAAUCUUUGUGGAUAUUAUCCAUUGACAUCAAUGUGUAUUUACACAGCAGUUAUUGAAUGCACAUACUUCUCAAGUAAGGUUUCUUACUAGCCAAACAAUUUCCAGAUGAUAAUUCCCAAUUGCGCUGUAGGUGCAAACCUGUUAUUGGCAACUAGCAUCAAAAUGGCAGAUACUUUCAAUAUAUAUUGAAUGUUGAGAAUUCUGUUUUUGGCCAAAUUACAGCUGUAAGAAAAUGUUUCUGGUUCUGACAAUCACAGACUUCAUAUUUUCUUUUAGAACCGUCCUUUAAUUGUUGCCUGACUAUUCCUGCCAAUUCUCGCCUUGUAUACACAUUAAAUUGUAUUGUUUUCUUCACCUCCGGAUUAUAACUAUAGCAAAUAAAAUGUAUAUUGUCCGUUUUAUACAGUUUUGUAAAAAAUUCUAUGUAGAAUUGUUACUUGUGUAAAAUUGAACGUAAACGUCAUGACACUCCAAUGAGUAUUUCUAUGGAAACAUUAGCAUGAAUAUUUUCAUCAAUGCAGUUAGUUUAAUGUUUUGUAUCAUUGUGGAUUGUAAUAUUUGUUUUGAUAGCAAUAUUUAAUUGAAAAUUACUAGUAUAUACAAAUUACUUUUCUAUUACAUCACAUUUUUUGUAAUUAUAUUUCUGAAAAUAUUUGUCUUUACUGUGUGGUAUUGAAUAAAUGUAUUUGUAUGCA
This is a messenger RNA of Oncorhynchus masou masou (cherry salmon), 2399 nucleotides long. Its product is annotated as proline-rich protein 14-like. The transcript has 5 exons. The record is from RefSeq and is a predicted model, not a curated record. Bases 1 to 1224 code for a protein of 407 amino acids. Lineage: Eukaryota; Metazoa; Chordata; Actinopteri; Salmoniformes; Salmonidae.